CUGGUCCUGAGCCAAGUCAAAAGCAAAGCAGCGUAAAUUCGAGAUGUUUCACAGAAAGUGCAAGUGCAAAGUUGUUUUUAUUUAAACAAGAAAACUAUACCGAUUCCAUCGCAAAGACAAUAUCCUUUUGAUUUCUAAUGCUUUAAUUUAAUUCAGAAUUUACUUCGUUAGUUGCUCAUUCAAAUGUAAGAAGUUACAGAACUUGAUUUCAAAAACGACGGAAAAGUUUCAGAAGAACGGAAAAAAUGACUCAGAAGCAAAGUCUGCUGGAAUCUUCCGACGAUGAUGUGAGUGGAAACGAAUCUCAUAUAACCAACGGAGACCUAACACUUAAUCUCGCGGAGCGAGAAGACGGCGGCGAAGCGAUCCAGAAUGAGCCUGUGUUUGUUUUGAGAAGACGGAAGCGGGGACAGUCACAAUACGAGAGCUUGGACUACGACGUCUGCGAGAAUGUGCUGUGGAAUGAGGAAAACCGCAAAAUCGAGCAGCGUACGACGGUGAAGAAGGACUUUGCACGAUGGAUUAUUUCGAUGAAAAUUGGCAUCGGAACGGCCCUGGUAGCGUGCGUAAUCAACAUCGUCAUCGAUCAACUGUCCCUGCUGAAGUACACAUUUCUGAAGCACGAAGUCGACAAAAAUGUUAUAAGUGGUGAUCUCAGCAUUCCCUAUCUCUACUGGGUGUUGACCAAUGUGGUUCCGGUUGUGAUUGGUGCCACGUUGGUAGCCUAUGUGGAACCAGUGGCCACCGGUAGUGGAAUACCGCAGGUCAAGUGUUACUUGAACGGAGUCAAAAUUCCCCGAAUUGUACGAAUCAAAACGUUGGCAGUGAAGGCGGUGGGCGUGAUAACAUCGGUCGUUGGUGGACUUGCCGGUGGCAAGGAAGGACCAAUGAUUCACAGCGGAGCGGUCAUUGCGGCCGGGCUAUCGCAAGGAAAAAGUACUACAUUUCGAACCGAUUUGAGAGUAUUCAAAUACUUUCGGGAUGAUCACGAAAAGCGUGAUUUUGUGGUUGGCGGUGCGGCGGCUGGUGUAGCUGCGGCCUUCGGUGCCCCAAUAGGAGGCAUCCUUUUCUCGUUGGAAGAAGCAGCCAGCUUCUGGAAUCAAUCGUUGAUAUGGAGAACGUUCUUCGCUUCCAUCAUAAGCUCUUUUACGCUGAACCUUGUCCUUUCCGCUUAUCAUGGCCUGAACAGCUUCCGUUAUCGAGGUCUGUUCAAUUUGGGCGAAUUCGAGCCGUUACCUUUCGAGUACUAUGAGCUACCAAUCUUUAUUCUGAUGGGUGUGUUUGGUGGAACGUCCGGGGCUUUCUGGAAUUGCAUCAAUAAUCAGAUCAACAUCUUUCGAGCUCGAUUUAUCAAAGCGCGAUGGGCUAGAGUUAUUGAAGCGGCGUUCGUGGCGGCCAUUGGAGCUACGUGCGCCUGUGCGAUGGCCUAUUUGAUCAACGAUUGCCGACCGCUUGGUAACGAUCCAACGGAAACUCCAGUUCAGCUGUUCUGCGAAGACAACGAAUAUAAUGCGGCUGCUGCGCUUUGGUUCCAAACUCCGGAGGCAACCGUCAGAGCUUUGUUCCACGACCCACCCGGGUCACAUCAAAUUCUCACACUUGCUGUGUUUGUAGUGAUUUAUUACCCGUUGUCAUGUGUUACAUACGGCCUUAGCGUAUCGCUCGGUAUUUUUAUUCCUACGUUGCUGGUUGGGGCUGCCUGGGGUCGACUGACCGCUACGUUCAUGGUUCUAGUUUUCCCCAAAUCGAGUAUGUUUGUCCUUCCGGGCAAGUACGCAUUGAUUGGAGCGGCCGCUCAGUUGGGAGGUGUCGUGAGGAUGACGCUCAGUCUGAGCGUUAUCCUGCUUGAAACGACGGGCAAUAUCGAGUUUGCGCUGCCAAUAAUCCUUACACUGGUGGCCGCAAAGUGGAGCGGCGAUUACUUCAACGAGGGCGUGUACGAUAACCAGAUUAAGACAUCGAAGGUGCCAAUGUUGCCAUGGCACGUGGAUCCGGCCCUGCAGCAGAACAUUUCCGAAGAUAUUAUGAAUCAGCCGGUUAUUUGCGUUCGUCGUAAAGAGAAGGUGAACUAUAUAAUAGAUAUCCUGAAAAACACCAACCACAAUGGAUUCCCCGUUAUUGAAGACGACGGAAAUGGUAAUCGGGAGAAUGGAAAACUGAUUGGCCUUAUUCUGCGCUCCCAACUGGUGGUCAUUCUGAUGCGAAGCAUGUACAUCGAAACGAGUCGCUUUUGGAAGGAUCUUGUUACAAUUGAAAACUUCAGAAAGGAAUAUCCUCGCUACCCCACUAUCGAGGAUUUGAAAAUCAGCGAAGACAAAACCCUGCGCAACUACACCGUCGAUAUGAGCCUCUUCAUGAACCCCUCGCCGUACAGCGUGAAUCUGAAGACAUCGGUACCGCGCAUCUUCCAGCAGUUUCGGGCACUGGGCCUGCGACACCUGGUCGUUGUUACGGGAGAAAAUCGCGUACGCGGUAUUAUCACUCGGAAGGACUUCCUUCCGGAGCUGUGAUCAAUCGUUGGCUACAGUGUGAUGCAUGACACCCAUAGGGAAUGUGAUUCCCACUAAUUUUCAUUAAGUUUUAAACCAUUGAUUUGAUGUUUUUAUUCGUCUCACUUUAUUUUGAUGUCUCAUAAGUGUAAGCAAUGCAAGACUGUGUCUAGAAAUAAUCCUAUUGAUGCAAGUGCCGAAAAUCAAAACAAGUCGCUACGCGAGCUAAAAUGUCUUUUAUAUAAAUUGUCACGAAAUUGAAUUCAAUAGAUUCGUUUUAGGGAAUCAAACUAAAUACAAAAAUGUAAAUUAUGUACCCAAAA
Armigeres subalbatus is the source of this 2812-nucleotide messenger RNA. It is a transcript of the gene ClC-b, whose product is annotated as H(+)/Cl(-) exchange transporter 7. Bases 246 to 2510 code for a protein of 754 amino acids. Gene Ontology annotation, biological process: transmembrane transport; chloride transport. Lineage: Eukaryota; Metazoa; Arthropoda; Insecta; Diptera; Culicidae. Gene Ontology annotation, cellular component: intracellular membrane-bounded organelle; lysosomal membrane. Gene Ontology annotation, molecular function: voltage-gated chloride channel activity. The transcript is spliced from 6 exons. The record is from RefSeq and is a predicted model, not a curated record.